Fomitopsis serialis is the source of this 961-nucleotide messenger RNA. Its product is annotated as caffeine-induced death protein 2-domain-containing protein. Bases 32 to 601 code for a protein of 189 amino acids. Gene Ontology annotation, cellular component: mitochondrial intermembrane space; mitochondrion. Lineage: Eukaryota; Fungi; Basidiomycota; Agaricomycetes; Polyporales; Fomitopsidaceae. The transcript has 6 exons. The record is from RefSeq and is a predicted model, not a curated record.
CUCUGGAGGAGGCCAUGGCCAUGACCGACCGAUGCCUCUUCAACAACCACAACUAGGCAGCCUCGCCAUACAAGCACCCUCCCUUGCGCCCAAGACUGUCCAUGUCUCGGCGUCGACAUGUCACGACCUAUCAUUAUUCAAAGACCUACUGAAAGAGUACCGGAGACUUGACGACUCCAUUACGAUGCGUCUGAACCGCACGACCGCUCAGUUCCGUGACCGGAAUAGGCUUGGUCUGGGAGACAAGGGUACAGUGGAGGACGAGGCGUGUAUGCAAUCUGGAAGGAACUUGUCGGUGACCAACUGGACGCGACGAACAGAGAUAGUGGGCUACUGUGUCGGCGUGGUCGAUCAAUCGAUGGAGGGCAAGCGCAUGGCGCUCGAUGCGGAGACGAACGACCCCGCCGCCCAGCGUCGCAUACAAGGCGCUCUGUACGCGGAAGAAGUGAAGCGCAAUCAAGUCCACAACGAGUUGGUUGUUGAACAAAUUGUGCGGAAACGGUCGUUGGAUGCGUUUCGUUCUCGAUGUAAAUACUUCCAGCCAUCAAUGACAGACGCAGACGCGCGGCAGUGGUGGGAUGCAGCGCAUGCAGGACGAUGAGACUUCGCGACCUACUACACGGAAGCAAAUAUUCAAGACUAUUGGCUCUGUACACCAUGGAAUCGUCCACGUUCGAAGGAAUUGGCAGUAAAAACACAGAGAUGCACACUCCAUGACAGUACAAGCGUCAUUUAUGCUACUCGUGCUACGAGGAUACUGUUGCGUGCUUCCUAUUAGCCGCCGUCUGACGGGCAUCCACCCGUUCAGUGUCGUGUCAUGAAGAAAGACUUUCGCUUCUCGUUUCCGGUGCUCCAGCUGCGAUGCAUGCAACACCGUAGUAAUUGUAUUUACCGCUGAGCACUCGCAGCCUACGCUAUACCCUCUUGAACGAAAGGCACUGAACGAUUAACGUCGUCGAGC